AUCCUGCUCUCCGAGGUUUGGGUGUGGGCAAGCGGCUCAGGCCAGGGCACCAGCUCUCCCCUCCAACUGAACGCCCGAGGCGGCUCGUUCACGGAAGCGGGACAUCCAGUGUCGAGACACUUCCAUCCAGAGCCGGAAGCGCCCUUCCUGACAGCGCGCAGGGCCCCCGGGGAGGAGUCGGGUGGCACCCGGAGCUGCGUUCCACGUUCCUUCCGGUCCCUGGGGCCCGCGGUCGGGGCGGACUGGACUGAGGCGAGCGCCGCGGCCCGGGAGCCGGGUCUUUCAGGGCUGCGUCCGCAGGCCGGGUCUCUGUUGAGGCGAGCGUUCGUCAUCACGUGGAGAGCCCCGUACCGGUGUGGAGGACGCCCCAAGAGUAGGUCUCAUAUUUUGGAUUCUGACUAUCUUAUGAUGAGUGACAUUUUGCCAUUAGCUGUCAUUGGUAGAAGAGUUGAAGUCAGUGGAGAAUGUGCAACAGUGCGUUUCUGUGGUGGUGUUCCUCCUGUGGCAGGACUCUGGUUAGGAGUCGAAUGGGACAACCCUGAGAGAGGAAAGCAUGACGGGAGCCAUGAAGGGACAGUGUAUUUCAAAUGCCGGCACCCAACUGGAGGCUCCUUUGUUCGUCCAAACAAGGUAAAUUUUGGAGUGGACUUUGUUACUGCACUUAAGAAGCGUUAUGCUCUGGAAGAGGAAGCAGAUGAGGAUGGGAAAGCGUGCUCUUUAAAAGUUGGAUGUAAACAAGUACAAACUGUUGGUUUUGAGCAUAUUACGAAGAAGCAGAGUCAGCUGAGAGCCUUGAAAGACAUUUCCUUGAGCAAAUGUGCAGUAAGUUGUGCUGGUGAGAAAGGAGGAAUUGCUGAAGCCUGCCCCAAUAUUAGAGUUGUAGAUUUGUCAAAAAACCUGCUAUCAUCAUGGGAUGAAGUGAUCCUCAUUGCAGAUGAGCUCAGAGACUUGGAGACCCUCUCUCUCAGUGAAAACAAACUGCAGUUCCCCUUGGACUCAUUGACUCCACCUGGAACAUUUUCUACACUGAAGAUUUUAGUCCUGGACAAAACAGGAAUAACGUGGGCUGAGGUGCUCCACUGUGCCUCUGGGUGGCCAGUCCUUGAGGAGCUCUACCUCCGGUCUAACAGUAUCUCCAUUUCAGAGAGGCCAACUGAUGUUCUGCAGAUGGUCAGGUUACUAGACCUUUCCUCCAACCCAUCAAUUGCCGAAAACCAGCUGUAUCUGAUAGCUUAUCUGCCCAGACUAGAGCAGCUAAUCCUCUCUGAUGUUGGACUUUCUUCUAUGCAUUUUCCGGAUGCUAAGACUGGGUGCAAAACAUCAAUGUUCCCGUCCUUGCAGUACCUCAUAGUGAAUGAUAACCGGAUAUCAGAUUGGUCCUUUAUCAACGAGUUAGACAAGUUACAGAGCCUGCAGGCUCUGUCUUGCUCCAGAAACCCCCUGACCGAAGGAGACAAAGCAGAGACCACUCGGCAGAUCAUCAUUGCCAAGAUAAGUCAGCUGAAGACUCUGAAUAGGUGUCAGAUUCUUCCAGAGGAACGGUAUGGAGCUGAGCUUGAUUACCGAAAAACAUUUGGAAAUGAGUGGAAGGCGGCCGGUGGACAUCAGGAUCCAGACAAAAACAGGCCAAGUGCAGAGUUUCUCGCAGCCCAUCCUAGAUACCAGCUCCUCUGCCGCAAAUAUGGUGCACCUGAAGAUGAGGAACUUGAAGUGCCGCAGCCAUUCAUGCUAAAAAAUCAGCUACUAACACUGAAGAUAAAAUACUCCAACCAGCUUGAGCAGAAAGAAUUAGAGAAGCAGCUGCCAGAUUCCAUGACAGUUCAAAAGGUGAAGGGAUUGCUGUCACGUCUUCUCAAAGUUCCUGUGUCAGAACUUCUGUUGUCCUAUGAAAGCCCCAAGAUGCCGGGCAGAGAAAUUGAACUAGAAAAUGACCUACAGUCCUUACAGUUUUAUUCUGUGGAAAAUGGAGAUUGUCUACUAGUGCGAUGGUAACAACCCAACUGAUAACAUUUAGGACUAGACUGCUUAUCAUGACUGGGAUUACCAGAAACAAGUGAUUUACUGGGACAGUGCUAAUGUUUGAGGCUUUACAACUUGCCCUAACAAAAGAUAUAUGUUUUGUUGGGAAGAAAAAAUUUCUAGGUUGUAUACUGAUAGCUUUAAUAAAGGUUUUGAUUACUAGUGA
Nannospalax galili (Upper Galilee mountains blind mole rat) is the source of this 2185-nucleotide messenger RNA. RefSeq names its product tubulin folding cofactor E (gene Tbce). The coding region runs from base 406 to 1992 and encodes 528 amino acids. Gene Ontology annotation, molecular function: alpha-tubulin binding. Lineage: Eukaryota; Metazoa; Chordata; Mammalia; Rodentia; Spalacidae. The record is from RefSeq and is a predicted model, not a curated record. The transcript has 17 exons. Gene Ontology annotation, biological process: protein folding.